UGGUGGGGGACCACUUCUGACACAGGAAAGUAGAGAGGCGUUUGGUCUGGGACUGGAAUAUUUUAUGGAUGAAUAAGUGCUCUGAAAGGCAAAAGUGAUAAAUCGAAUGUACGUCGAGGCAAUAAUGUGCUCAUCACAUAUUCAACUACCUCAUUUACUUCUCUUCUUAUUAAUUGUUCUCAACAAUUAUCUUCUUACGUUCCUAUUUGUUUGGCCAAUUCUAUAACAACACUUCACUCGCACCAGCUCCUAUUGCCUGUCCGCCGGUUACUAAUUACUUCGGCGCCGUCGUCAGAGCCCAUCCUUCUGCUGCAGACCGGCGACACAAGUGGUUCAAUUAUCCACUCAUAUUUAAGAGAGUCAGAGCUUCUUCACCAAAGUGCUUGGUGCCCAGUGGAUGCGUAUCUCUGGUUCAGGUUUCGUGCAUCCCAGAGAAUGAAGAUUUUUUCAGCCAAGGUCGAGGAAGGAAGAGAAGGUCACAAUGGAAAGCCCACCGUCGGUCCCGUGUACUGCAACCUUCUCUCCAAAGAUCGGUUUCCUCCCAUGGAUCCCGAUUUAAACACCGCUUGGGAUAUUUUCGAGUUGUCUGUCAAGAAGCACCCCGGGAACCGAAUGCUGGGAUGGCGUCCAGUCGUCGAUGGAAAGAUAGGGCCUUAUGCUUGGAAGACGUACAAGCAAGUUUAUGAUGAAGUUCUGGCCAUUGGCUCUGCUCUACGAGCUUCUGGUGCCGAACCUGGCUCUCGAAUUGGAGUUUAUGGGUCUAACAGUCCCCAGUGGAUUGUGGCAAUGGAGGCUGCCAGUGCUCACAGUUUAAUUUGUGUGCCUCUCUAUGACACCCUCGGGCCUAGUGCUGUGAACUAUAUCAUAGAUCACGCAGAAGUAGAUUUUGUUUUCGUCCAAGAUAAGAAGGUUGCAAAACUUUUGGAUUCUGAUUGUAAAUCUGCUCAGCGACUGAAAGCUGUGGUGUGCUUCACUUCACUAACGAAGGGAGAGAAAGAUAUGGCAUCUAGCAUUGGAGUGAAGCAAUAUUCAUGGGAUGAGUUCUUGAGCAUGGGGAAAGAAAAUCCGUCAGACGUUGUGCCCCCUCAAUCUCAUAGCAUCUGCACAAUAAUGUACACGAGUGGGACCAGUGGACAACCUAAAGGAGUUGUUUUAACGCAUGAGAAUAUAGCAGCACUCGUAAGAGGAAUGGAUCUUUUCAUGGAACAGUUUGAGGAUAAGAUGACUGUCGAUGACGUGUAUUUGUCUUUUUUGCCCUUGGCCCACGUACUUGAUCGGACAAUUGAAGAGUACUUUUUCCAUAAGGGUGCAUCUGUGGGCUAUUACCAUGGGGAUCUUAAUGCACUGAGGGAUGACUUAAUGGAGUUGAAGCCCACAUUGUUCGCUGGAGUCCCGCGUGUUUUUGAAAAAGUUUACGAAGGAAUCAAGAGUGCAGUGGCGGAACUCAAUCCAAUAAGGAGAACAGUAUUCGGAUGGCUCUAUAAUUACAAACUUGGUUGGAUGAAGGAAGGAUAUAAACACAGCGAAGCAUCACGUUUGGCAGAUCUCUUGGCCUUUAGAAAGGUCAAAGCUCGGCUAGGGGGACGUGUUCGGCUUAUAAUAUCUGGAGGUGCAGCCUUGAGCACUGAGGUCGAAGAAUUUUUGCGCGUAACUUCUUGUGCCUUUGUAUGUCAGGGCUAUGGUCUGACUGAAACUUGUGGGUCAACUACUCUGGGAUUUCCUGAUGAAAUGUGCAUGAUCGGUACUGUUGGAGCUGUGUCCGUAUACAAUGAAUUACGGCUAGAGGAGGUUCCAGAUAUGGGCUACAAUCCUCUGGGAACUCCUCCAUGCGGUGAGAUAUGCGUCAGGGGCAAAACUGUAUUUACCGGAUACUACAAGAAUCCCGACCUGACCCGAGAAGCCAUUCAAGAUGGCUGGUUCCACACAGGGGACAUAGGAGAAAUGCUUCCUAAUGGCGCUGUCAAGAUCAUUGAUAGGAAGAAGAAUCUGAUAAAGCUCUCUCAAGGAGAGUAUAUUGCUCUGGAGCAUUUGGAGAACAUCUAUGGAAUCACUCCAAUUGUUGAAGAUAUAUGGGUUUAUGGGGAUAGCUUCAAGUCAAUGCUGAUUGCAGUAGUGGUACCGAAUGAGGAAGUGACCAAGAAAUGGGCAUAUUCAAAAGGCCACACUGUUCCUUUCUCACAGCUAUGUGGUCUUGACCAACUGAAGAAACAUGUGCUGUCUGAGCUCCACUCUACUGCUGAGAGGAAUCAGCUCAAGGGCUUUGAACGCAUCAAAGGAGUGAUUUUGGAACCCCUUCCAUUCGAUAUGGAGAGAGAUCUAGUGACUGCCACGUUGAAAAAGAAAAGAAAUAUCCUGCUUAAAUAUUACAAGGAGCAAAUAGAUGCACUAUACCAAGAUUUGUCGGGAGAUAAGAAUAAAAGAUAAAGGCCAUUUGUGCUAGUCUAAAUAAGCCACGUGUACUUUUCUUUUUAUGUCAGAUCAAACUAUGUUUUGUAUUCUCUUAAAUUAUAUUCAAUGCAUUGCGUGGUAAGUUGUAACUAAAGAUCAGUGAUCACGCAUUGUAAACGCAAAAAAAAAAAAAAAAAGUG
Prosopis cineraria is the source of this 2588-nucleotide messenger RNA. Its product is annotated as long chain acyl-CoA synthetase 1-like. The transcript has 20 exons. Gene Ontology annotation, molecular function: long-chain fatty acid-CoA ligase activity. The coding region runs from base 436 to 2424 and encodes 662 amino acids. Lineage: Eukaryota; Viridiplantae; Streptophyta; Magnoliopsida; Fabales; Fabaceae. Gene Ontology annotation, cellular component: membrane; endoplasmic reticulum. The record is from RefSeq and is a predicted model, not a curated record. Gene Ontology annotation, biological process: cutin biosynthetic process; wax biosynthetic process; fatty acid metabolic process.